Molecule: messenger RNA, 2644 nt
Organism: Anoplopoma fimbria (sablefish)
Lineage: Eukaryota; Metazoa; Chordata; Actinopteri; Perciformes; Anoplopomatidae
Product: alpha-tectorin-like
Exons: 14
Coding region: 89-1900 (603 amino acids)
Source: RefSeq, a predicted model, not a curated record
CCAAGACACGCACACACACACGGAAAUCCACGGAAAGAUCAGCAUCAAACUUCCUCCCACUGAGGCUCUCUGAGUGAUCUCCUCUAACAUGCCUCGCUUGCUGCUCUACCUCACUGCCGUUCUCCAUUUUAGUACCUGUGGCUCCACGGAUCUUUGCAACGGAGACUAUCAGUGCACCCUGUGCACUGUGACCGGCCCCACCCUCAUCGAUAUCCACGGCCGGAUUAACUCUAUCCAGGAUCGCUGUGCGUACUCCCUGAUGAACACCAUGUCAAUCCCAGAUAUCCAGGUUCAUGCAACAUUCCAGGAGCGACGGCGUCAAGAUGUUAGCUUUUUGGACCGUGUGAUCCUGUCUCUGGACGAUCCAGGUGUUCAUAUUAAUCUGGAACAAGGCGGGAUAGUUCUGCUGGGCAGCACACCAAUGACGCUCAACGCCACGGCUCAGUUGGUUCACGGUGUGGAGCUCUCUAAGGACCAGACCGGAGUGACCGCCAAGAUGUCCCACUUGAACUACACGAUGACGGUCUUCUUUGAUGGCUACACUGCACAGAUACACAUUAAAGGACCGAGUGGACAAGCUGCAACUGUGGGAGGUUUAUGUGGCAACUCCAGCACGUCUUUCGCAGACUUGAGGCUCUCUGCUUACAGUGAAUCCGGCUGUGAAGAGGAGUAUGAGGACACCGGCAACAUCACGGCCCACUACAACAUGACUGAACGCUGUGAGCUCAUAAACAAGGAGGAUUUCACUGCCUGUCACAGCAUCAUUGCCCCAGAGCCCUACUCGACCGCCUGCUUGAUCACUUUGAGCACAUAUCCUGACGUGGACGGUCUCUACUGUCAGUUUGUGCAGGCCUACACCAGAGCCUGCAACUUGCACAUCAAUGACAAUCUGGACGGCUGGAGGUCAAAGACCAACUGUUACCCUCGGGCCUUCUGUCAGGACCGGUUCUGCAGCACUCAUGAGUUCUGCGGUGAGGACAGCAACGGCAAUGGAACCCGUUGUCACUGUCGGGCCAUAUUUGCCUCCCCGUACAUAUCCGAAGACGCUUUGGGUGACGAUAUGGUCUGUAUUGGGACCUCUCGGUUGGUUACUCUAGUUGGCUGUCUGCUGGAGGAAAAAGGCAUCAGCUACACUGACGUACACCUCUACGACAAGUCGUGCGUAGGUGAGAUGGACAACGUGACCCACAUGGUGACCUUGAGCUUUGACACCAAGACCAACCCCUGUGGGGCGAUGAUUAGGAUGAACGACAACAGCGACGUUAUCAACAAGAAUGCCGUCAUGCUGGAGACCACCAGUGAGGAAAUGAUUGACCUUACAUGUCCAUUCGUUUACCCAGAUUUUACCAUUGAUUUCUCAGUGAACAUCAAAGUCAAAAGUGGCUCCAGCAGCAGCACAUCGGUGGCGUACGUCACCACCGGAGUUUGGAACUACACUCUGACCAUGAAUGCCUACACCAACGCCGACCGCACUCAGGCGGUGAAACUGGACACCCAGCUCCACCUGAACCAGAUGAUCUGGUUUGAGCUGAAGGCGUACGGACUGGAUGAGAAAAAGGUUUCUCUGGUGACCAACUCCUGCUUUGCAACCAGCGAACCAUCACCCGAUGCAGAUCUAACUUACAACAUCAUCAAUAAUGGCUGUGCGAACCCCUCUGACGGAACUGUGACGAUGAGCGGCAACGGACAGGGAACAUCCAACUACUUCGCCUUCGGCAUGUUUCAGUUCGCCGGGAAAACUGGAGACGUCUACCUUCACUGCAGACUGAACGUGUGCUUAAACGACGACAACAACACCUGCAUCCCCAGCUGCACCAACCACGCGAGGAAACGCAGAUCGAUGGUGUCUAAAUACAAAGAUGAAACUCCAGCCAUCAUCAUCAUGGCCUGGAGCUCUUAGGUUCGUUUCCAUGGUGUAAACCUCCUGAACGAUUCCUGAUGAAGAGUCUUCCGCUUUCUCAACCUCGUCUCCUGAAAAGUUUAGCUCCGUCAUGAUUGCUGUGAAGCUGUGUAGCACAACAUAAACUGUAACAACAGAUGGAUUCAUUUGAGAUCAUCAUCAACACGCUGAGCGAAUCUUUUGACGGAAGGGUCCCUGAGCAGGAUUUCUUGCCGUGCUUUCCUCUGUGAUCUAAAACAUUAUAUGUCGCAAAAAAAAAAAAAAAAAAAAUUAUCUUAUUUUUCAACUGAGGGAAAAAUCUCAGGCAGUACAACUUCACAACACUUUAUAUUUGACGUAUUUUUCACCCAGCACAUAAUCAUGAUUAUGAUUAAUAGAUUCCAUCUUAAGACUUGAAAUAAAGACUAUUCAUCCAUCCAUCCAUCCAUUUUCCGUAACCUGCUUAUCCAGUUAAGGGUCGCAGGGGUGCUGGAGCCGAUCUCAGCUGUCAAACUGUGGCAUUCUGUUCUGCUGUAUCACUUCUACUCUGCUGUCCUUUCUAUGCAUGAAAAAGACAAAGACAAACAUGAGUUUGAGUCCUUUCAUUGAUUCAUAUUUUCUUGACUUUACACACAAUUUGGUCAAAGCUUUUGAUAGUUGACACAGCGAGUCCAGCGUCACACUACACAGAAAUAGAAGACGCUGCUGCAGCGACCUCUGACCUUAGAGCCACAAGGUUUACACUCAAUGCAAUGCGAGUUGUAC